Messenger RNA from Lycium barbarum (goji berry), 1936 nucleotides. RefSeq lists its product as uncharacterized. Gene Ontology annotation, molecular function: ribosome binding; signal sequence receptor activity; transmembrane protein transporter activity. Gene Ontology annotation, biological process: post-translational protein targeting to membrane, translocation; SRP-dependent cotranslational protein targeting to membrane, translocation. Lineage: Eukaryota; Viridiplantae; Streptophyta; Magnoliopsida; Solanales; Solanaceae. The record is from RefSeq and is a predicted model, not a curated record. Gene Ontology annotation, cellular component: Sec61 translocon complex; membrane. The transcript has 6 exons. The coding region runs from base 184 to 1746 and encodes 520 amino acids.
UUGUUUUUGUUAAAUAAAUAUCCAUCCCACUUGGCGUCACGCUUUCUCCAUAUCUGUUAACUGGUGACGCGCCCGAUCCGCCCUUUCUCUCUGAUGGUCAAAACCCUACAAAUAGAACCAUAACGGAGAAAUCGAGUCCACGCACAUCUCCAUAUCGUUAGAUAGUUCUAUUUAUAGUGAACAAUGGGAGGAGGAUUCAGAGUGCUGCACCUUGUGAAACCAUUUCUUUCAUUCCUACCAGAAGUUCAGAGUGCUGACAGGAAGGUUCAAUUUAGAGAGAAGGUCACCUAUACUGUAAUAGCACUUGCUAUUUUUCUGGUUUGCAGCCAGCUCCCUCUUUAUGGCAUACAUUCUACAACUGGCGCGGAUCCAUUUUACUGGAUGCGUGUCAUUCUUGCCUCAAACCGUGGUACAGUCAUGGAACUUGGAAUUACUCCAAUCGUGACUUCUGGAAUGGUCAUGCAAUUGUUAGCUGGAUCAAAAAUCAUUCAAGUGGACAACAAUGUCCGCGAGGACAGAGCACUCCUUAAUGGUGCUCAAAAGUUGUUGGGUAUCCUGAUUGCUGUCGGUGAGGCAGUUGCUUAUGUCCUGUCAGGGAUGUAUGGCAGUGUGGCCCAACUGGGUGUUGGAAACGCUAUCCUCAUUAUCCUUCAACUCUGCUUUGCCGCUAUCAUUGUCAUGUGCUUAGAUGAACUUCUUCAGAAAGGAUAUGGUCUUGGCUCUGGAAUUUCCUUGUUCAUAGCUACCAAUAUCUGUGAAAGCAUUAUCUGGAAGGCGUUUAGUCCCACAACUAUCAAUACAGGGCGUGGUGCCGAAUUUGAAGGUGCUAUUAUUGCUCUGUUCCAUCUUAGUAUUACUAGAGCAAAUAAGAUCAGCGCCCUUCGCGAGGCUUUCUACCGGCAAAGCCUCCCCAAUGUGACAAAUCUUCUUGCAACUGUGUUGAUCUUCUUCAUUGUUAUCUACUUCCAAGGAUUUCGUGUAGUUUUGCCAGUUAGAUCUAAGAAUGCUCGCGGACAGCAAGGUUCUUACCCAAUCAAACUCUUUUACACCUCAAACAUGCCUAUUAUUCUUCAGUCCGCACUUGUCUCCAACCUUUAUUUCAUCUCUCAGUUGCUCUACAGGAAGUACGGUGGAAAUUUCAUCGUGGAUAUGAUAGGAACUUGGAAGGAAUCUGAAUAUUCUGGACAAUCUGUUCCUGUUGCUGGUCUUGCUUACCUUGUUACUGCGCCAUCAAGGUACUGUUCCCCUUUUCUUCAUCUAAUCUAUCUCUAUUUGGUGUUAAAGUUCUUCAUGAGUCUGGGUUUAGCCCCAUAUCUUGUACUUGUUCCUUCUUCAGCAAGUGUCACUGAUUGCCAACAUUUUUAUGAUUUCAGUUUGGCAGAAAUGGUGUCACAUCCAUUCCAUGCUCUUUUCUACAUAGUGUUCAUGUUGUCAGCCUGUGCCCUGUUCUCAAAGACUUGGAUUGAAGUUUCUGGAUCAUCUGCCAGAGAUGUUGCCAAGCAGCUUAAGGAGCAACAAAUGGUGAUGCCUGGGCAUCGUGAUUCCAACCUGCAGAAGGAAUUAAAUCGUUACAUACCUACUGCAGCUGCCUUCGGAGGAGUUUGCAUUGGUGCGUUGACAGUUUUGGCAGACUUGAUGGGAGCGAUUGGAUCAGGAACUGGAAUUCUUCUAGCAGUUACAAUCAUUUACCAGUAUUUUGAGACAUUUGAGAAGGAGAAGACUGAACUAGGCAUGUUUGGUUUGUAGGCUGUUUAGCGUUUAUGCCCUCCUUCAAUCCAAGAGAGCAAUGUAGCAAACUUGUUGGCUUCUUACGGAUAGAUAUUAAGGCCACAAGUUUUUCUGUUAAAUUUUGUAAGUUCUUUUGUUUUUAACUGUGCCAAUGAGCCUGAAUGUUUACAAGACAAGACUAGGUUAAUUUACUGAAAUUCUCACAGAA